GACGACAAAGUGACGAACGGUCAAAUGUUCACGGUCGACCAAACUGUUAACGGCCAAACGCGCAAGCCACGACGGUUCCCCAGUCGAUCAACUGCUAACGCCCCGUGUUUCUGUCGACCAUUUUUUUUUUUACAUUUUUUGCGAAAAUAAAUAAAAAUCAUUAUUUAGAUAACGACGUGAAUGUGAUGUGAUAUAAAUUAUUAUUAUUUGUUUACAAUUAUUACAAUCGUUUAUUCGUUUUUUUUAUUUGUACACAAUUAGGAUUUUUUCCACUAUUAUUAUUGUUAUUUUUAUUAUUAUUAUUAUUAUUAUUGAAUUAUUCAUUCAUGAGGUUACGGUUCCUCGCGAAUUUCAUUUGACCAGUGCAACACAAUAGCCAGUGAUCGAACAACGAUUUUCGCCGCUUUGACAAUGCACUUGACAUGUCGUUUCUCUGCGGACAUUCUGUCGAACGCCUUUCGCACAAACUGCUAAAUCGUAGCGUGUUCGAUCCAUUAUAAGACUAUCUCUGAAAAGUUCGACAUCCACAGCAUAUGCACACAGUCAUGAUCUCAGAGCAUUAUACGUUCAUCAACCAAAAAUCAAAAGCGAUGUAUCUGUGAAAAUCUCUUAUGGAUUACUUAUGACGUAUAAUGAUAGAAGGUGUGUCAAGAAGAACCUUAGCAGGAUCGAGUGGCACAUACAAUGUUCGUGCUACCGAAUUGGCUGUAGAUCGAGGUCGUUUAAAGUCAAUCAAUGCUACUGUUGUAUUUCUUGAUGAUACUCAGCAUUGUUUUAAACUUGACAAACGAGCUAAAGGUGAAGCAUUACUAGAAGCAGUAUUUCAACACUUAGAAUUAAUUGAAAAAGAUUAUUUUGGUUUACAAUUCACUGAUAAUGGGCUGACUCCAUCUGUAUCAAAUACAGAUGUUUUAAGAUGGCUGAAUCCAAAAAAAAGUAUUAAAAAACAAAUGAGAGGCGGAUUUUUUUAUUUUUGUGUAAAAUUUUAUGUGUCUGAUCCAAGUAAACUUCAAGAAGAAUAUACACGUUAUCAUUUGUAUUUACAAUUACGAAAAGAUAUUUUACAUGGAAAACUUCUCGUGUCUCCAAGUACUGCAUGUCUUCUUGCCAGUUAUACUGUUCAAUCUGAACUUGGAGAUUAUCAACCUGAAGAACAUAAGCCUGGAUAUAUAUCUGGUAUGGUUCUUAUUCCUGGUCAGACAGAACAAUUGGAAAAUCAAAUUUCUGAAUUACAUAAAUUACACAAGGGUCAAUCUCCCGCUGAUGCUGAAUUCAACUUCCUGGACCAUGGAAAGAGAUUAGACAUGUAUGGUGUUGAUUUGCACAAAGCAAAAGAUUCUUCUGAUAAAGAAUUAGAUAUUGGAGUUACAUGUAAUGGGUUAGUUGUAUUCCAAAAUAAUAUUCGUAUUAAUACCUUAUCAUGGGCGAAAAUUGUAAAAAUAUCAUUUAAGCGACGGCAUUUUUUUGUUCAACUACGAAGAGAAAUGUCUGAAAAUUAUGAUACAGUAUUGGGCUUUAACAUGAUGACAUAUCGUUCAUCUAAACAUCUAUGGAAAUCGUGUGUUGAACAUCAUUCAUUUUUCCGGCUAAAUCAACCGAUUUGCCCAUCAAAUAAUAGAGGAUUUAGAAGAUUAUUGCCAGGUCCAUUUCUUCUAGGUUCACGGUUUUCAUAUUCUGGACGAACUGAAAUACAAACAAUAGAAGAGAGUCGUAUGUCACAACCACGUCCUCACCGAACAUUUCUUAGAUUCAAAAGUAAAUACUGUUCUAAACAACCGGUUAACAACAAUACUGAAGGUAAGAGUUCAAAAUCAAUUCUCAAAUCAUCUUCUAAGGGAUCACAUGAUAAUAAAGUAAAGUCAGUUGAUAAAGAACCAAGACCUGCUUGGGGUCCAAAUUCAUCACUUGUAUCAGAUGAUGAAGGUGGAUUUAUAUCUUCAGCUGUCCGUCCAAGUAGCAGUAGUAGUGGAACCGGAUUAGCAGCAACUGGCCGAAAUUAUGUCGAUGACGAUAUGUCAAGUAGUAUUUAUGAUAUCCCAGCAUAUGAUACAGAGUCUUCUUUGGGUUGCGAAAAUAAUGUUGUUUGCAUUCACAUGAAUGCUGAUGAGGAAGGACGAUUUGGAUUUAAUGUAAGAGGUGGUUCAGAUUUAGGAUUACCAAUUGUUGUGUCCAGAGUUGUCCCUAACACAGCAGCUUAUCGAUCACAACCUAAACUUUGUGAAGGUGAUCAGGUUUUAAUGAUAAAUGGACAAGAAGUCAGUGAGAUGGUCCAUGAUGAUGUUGUAAAUUUAAUUAGAGCAGCUAGAGAUGUUGAACAUGAUGGAAAAUUAGUUUUAACAGUUCAACAAAAAGGUGAUGAUGAUGAUGAUGAUGAUUGUUUGAAAGAAAAAGAAGAAGAACCUUUAUUUCAGUAUAUACCAGAAUCUCCACCAAGUGUUAUGUCAUCUGAUCCAUUGGUUCAAUCUAUAUUACUGCUUGGAGAUGGUUUAGCAAGUGGAUCUUUACUAACCCAGUUUGAACAACUUUAUAGGCACAAACCAGAAACUCCAAUGGACAAUGCUAGAACCGCUCAAAAUAUACAUAAAAAUAGAUAUCGUGAUAUAGCUCCCUAUGAUAUAACUCGAUAUAUUAUCAAAAAUCAAGACCAUGAUUAUAUUAAUGCCAACUAUAUAAAUAUGGAAAUACCUGGUUCGGGAAUUAUUAACAGAUAUAUAGCAACACAAGGACCACUUCAAACAACAGUAAGUGAUUUCUGGUGUAUGGUAUUAGAAUCUCGUAGUACCUUAAUAGUAAUGGUUACUGCGCUUGUUGAAAAAGGCCGUCAAAAAUGUGCUAAAUACUGGCCACCAAUCAAUGAAACAUUAGAAGUUAACAGCAAUAUAACAUUAAAAAUGGUGUCUGAAGAAACUGAUACUUCUAACAUAAUUGUUUAUCGACAAAUAGAGUUAACUGAAACAAGUACUAAUGAAACUAGAACUGUUACACAACUUCAAUAUAGUUUAUGGCCUGAUCACGGUGUACCAGAUGAUUCAGAUCGCUUGUUAAAUUUAGUAGGAGCUGUUCGUAAAGAACGUGCAGGUGUCGUUGAACCUGUUGUUAUUCAUUGUUCAGCUGGAAUUGGACGUACAGGAGUGAUAAUUUUAUUAGAGACUGCAUUAUGUUUAAUAGAAGCAGGUCAACCUGUUUAUCCGCUUGAAAUUGUCCGACAAAUGCGAGAUCAACGAGCCAUGAUGGUACAAACUUCAAAUCAAUAUAAAUUUGUGUGCAGUUGCAUACAUUAUGCAUUUACGCAGGGUAUUGUGAAACCAUUGCCGGAAUAUAGUCAACAAUAAAAUAAUCCGUCCUUUGGUAAAUGCAAUUAUUCCUUGAAAAAUGUAUUUAUUAAUUUAUUAUAUUUUUAUUUAUACAUAUACUUUUUUUCUUUUUUGACAUUUAAACAAGAUUAAUUUAAUAUCAUUUCAACAUUAUUUAUUUAUUGUGUACCAUGACUUGACUUCAUAUGAGCAUCAAACAUUUUUCUUAUUAGAUUUAUUAUUUAUAAUUCCUUAUUGAAUUAACCAUUUGUCCCUAUUUAAUUCUUAAUUUAUACAUAUGCUCUUUACUAACUUCUUUAUAUUGCCUUAAUUCUAUUAGUUUUUCAUAAAUGUAUUCGUGUACCCCAAAUACUCGUGUGUAUGUAAUUUAUUUGCCCUUUAUGUGUUAUAUUAAACUCUUUGUUUGUGAUUAUAUACUAAUAAAAUAAAGUACUUCAAAUUAUAAGUCCUAUGAUAUUUGUGUUGAAUGAAAUAUAAAUGUUUCUGUUAUUAUGUUACAACUUUUAGAUUUUAAAAUUAUUUUCAGAGAUAUAAAAUAUUUAUAACUAAGUACAUAUUAUAAUAUUAUAUAAUUUUAAAGCUUGUUUUAAAAUAAAUAUGUAUACACUUACGUUUAUAUUAUCACUGUUUAGCAAAUUACACAAAUUUAGAUGUCUGUGUUUAAAUUUACAAUAAAUAUUGAAAUGUAUUCCACUUAAAAAACUAAGAAAUUAAAUUACACUAUACUUCUGAAGAAUCGUUAUACAAUUAAGUCAAACAUUUAUAUUAUUUAUUUAUUAAAUAAUUUAAAUGUAACUAUUAAAUAAAAAGUAUUAUAAUAUCAAUAAAUGUAUUUAAUUAAUAUGUUUGUCAUUUUUUACAAUCAUAUGUAUCGAUUUUAACAGGUGAAUACACCAUUUAUGUUGCAGCUAUAAAUUCUUAGAUGAAGUAAUCACAAAAUAAAAUUCAUUAAUGAGUAAUUAUUUUCACUAGUACAGUGUUUGCUGAGAAGUUACCAUUUGAUAACAUUUUCCGCGUAUGAAUAAGAAAUAAUUAAAAAUACACGUUUCAUGGAAACCAAAAAUAUCUGUUAUAAUGAAACACUAAUGAAUUAAUAGUUAAAAAUGUUGAAAUAUAUAAAUAGUAACAAUAUUUUUAUGAUAGUGUUUAUAACAUUUAUGACAGAAGAUGUAAAAUAACUUAAUUUAACCAUAACUAAUUAAAAUGAUUAUUGAAAAA
Rhopalosiphum padi (bird cherry-oat aphid) is the source of this 4532-nucleotide messenger RNA. RefSeq names its product tyrosine-protein phosphatase non-receptor type 4 (gene Ptpmeg). The transcript has 18 exons. Gene Ontology annotation, biological process: protein dephosphorylation. The record is from RefSeq and is a predicted model, not a curated record. Bases 633 to 3332 code for a protein of 899 amino acids. Gene Ontology annotation, cellular component: cytoskeleton. Lineage: Eukaryota; Metazoa; Arthropoda; Insecta; Hemiptera; Aphididae. Gene Ontology annotation, molecular function: protein tyrosine phosphatase activity; protein binding.